AUCGGGUGCUAAUGUAGAAAAAUGUCUACGCACUAUAUUAUGUGGACUCCCGGUGCUUAUUGUAUUCAUUUUUCGUUUCUGUAGCCUCCAUAUUGUUACUCGCCCGUGCUUCUUGAAAUGUCUACAUAGAAAUAAAUACGAGAGCUAAAAUCGCACUUGCGGUAAAAGAAAUAUGUAUGUUUCUCUGCAAAGCAUGCAAUACGAGAGCUGAAACUGUAUCAUCGUAUAACAGUUCAUUCACAAAAAAUGCACGAGGUACAUGACUAAGGAUGGUGCAGAAACUGCAAAAGGCCUUGAAAGAAAAGAAAAUGCCGCAUAAAUGUCAGUGAAAAACCUUUGGUAUUUCAGAUAGGCCACAUGAUCGAGCGAAGCUUGUGUCGCAAUGGCCGUCUGCAAGCAACCAAAGUUGUUCCAAAUACGAGUCAAGAUAGGUAGCCAGGUGAUGACUCGAUAUUUGCACAUGUUUUCCACUUUGUUUCUUGAUCGUUUAAGCUUGCAUUAUCGCUUCUUUGGCCUAUUUUACGCUAGGUUGUGUUCCUUUGUCACAUUUCAGGCCCUAGCACAUAAAGUGAAGCGUAGGCACAAGUUUCAAGUCAAUCGGAGAUCAAUUGGCGAUUAGGGAGAAGAAACACGAGCAUGACCUGAAGAAGAAUGGAUUUCUACCUCACUUUAUGGACAAAGAAUCAUGAAAGUUUGUUAUGAAAAGAAAGAGGACGAGACUACGAGCGUCUGGGUUCAAACGGCGACUGAUUUGGAGUCCGGACGAGGGAGAAACGAAGCUUUGAACAGGGGUGGAGGAAGAAUUACGGGCAUGAGAAUUACGACCGUAGUUUCCCCUCCCAUGCCCGUAAUUUCACUGCCGAGAGGAGCUUUGGGUGCGCUGAAACUUAACCAAAACGCGUGUUUUGGGCAAAAUACGGGCAUGGAAGAAUUACGACCGUAAUUCAGCCCGUAAUUCGCCCAGAAUCGGGUUUUUGAGGCAGAUUAGAGCCAAAGGAAAGAGAGAGCUAGGGUUUUGGUUCCAAUACACCCAAGGGACGAACCCUAGAGAGAGAGAGCGACUUGGGAACAUUCUUGGAGCUAUUUUGGGGGAUUUCUUCGCCAUUGGAGCUCGGGAAUCAAGCUUGGAGAUGGAGAUUGAAGAUCUAGAUUAGAUUUCUGCAGUCUCUCUCUUCUCUAUGGAGUAACUUCCCUUCACUUAGGUUUUGAGGAACCCUAGUUCCAUGAGUUAGGAUCUUUCUUGUAUGAAGUUUUGGAUGCUAUAUUGUUUGAUUAUAAUCGAAUGAUGCAUGUUUAUUGAGUCAAUUGAAGUCUGAUCAACUUUUCCUGAUUUCUGCUGCAACCUGAGAUAGAUAGAAUCUGAUUAGGUUGCUAGAGUCUCAUCAUUCGGUAGUAGGAGAUUGGCUAUACGAGAGUUAGUCAGUUUACUGCUUUGCACUGGAAUCCAAUUCCAGUAGUGGAGUUCUGUGCUUAUUGCUUCAGCUUUCUAUCCCGGUGAAGACUAGUCGUCUGCCGGAUAGUUAGACUGAGAGGGCUUGGUCAGCUUAAGAGAUUCCAAGCUACUGUCGGAUCUUCCGCAGUUUAAUCAACAGUAAAACAACCAAAAGGAAUUACAACUUGGACCUAAUUGAGGAGCUAGGGGGAAUCAUACCUAAGUGAGUUCACAACUUGUAAUUAGUAGAGUAGUUAGUAGAGUAGUUUAUAAAUCAAUCCUUAAUCUAGUUUGCUAGAUAAUGAACUGAAGCUGAGUAAUAGUAACUCUAGAGACCCGUGGAUUUGAUAUUUAUUACUUGUGCCACUAUACUGCAGUCCCUUUCAUUGGUUACACUUGGCCAUUGUUAGGUGUUGUGUUUUAUAGCAUCAAGUUUUUGGCGCCGUUGCCGGGGAACUUUCUAGAUUAUUAGGAAAGACAGAAGUUUGUUACUUUAGCGUUUUUCUUUUCUUUUCCACCCUUGCUUUUCACUAGGGUGUUUUUGUUUUUGUUUUUGUUGGUGCAGAUCUGAAUCAUGGAUCCGCAUGGCUUCUCCAACCAGUGGGGGUAUCCACCACCAUCCGAGUGGUAUUACCCCGAGACUCCCUGGAGCAAUCAAGGAGGAGAAGACUAUGGAUUCGGGUUCCAGUACCAACCCCCUUUCUACGGAGAACAACCAGACCCCUGGGCAUAUCAAGAACAACCUCAUUACCAAGAAGACUUUCUCCCACAACCAGAAGGGCCGUCGGAGCUGGAGUUACCCAUGGCGGCCUUCACGGGCCACUCUGCAGAGCCAUGCUACACUUUACUGGAAGAUCCGAACAAACAAUUAAGGCUUCUCGUGGAGCAGUUUGCUCGAGACACUGAGAGAUCAUGCUCCAAGAUGGAUCUUCAAAUCAAAGCCCUUGCUGCUUCCGAUCCCUCAUUUGUCCAUGAUAUGGAGGAGAUUGUUCAGCGCUCAGCGAAGCAAACAGAGUGGGUGGAGCAAGUUUGCUCACAUCUUGCUCAAGAUCACCUUUCUGCUACCACGCUAGAAGAGGUGGAGGAUGACAAAGGCUAUGAGGAUGUUGAGGAGCAUACAGAAGUUAUCACAGAGAACUCCCAUGAUAAUCAUGAUCAGGAAAGUCCUCUGGUUGUAGAUCACACAAUUCCUUAUUUCUGCUCUAACAUGCCGGGCCCGAGCGAGGAGAUGCAAGAUGAUCUCAUUGAAGAAAUUACAUGGCGACUUGCUCUCCAAUCUGUGCUAGAAGAAGAAGAGCAAGAAAGGGUGCAGAAAGAAGUUGUGGAGGAUGAAGAAAGUGAAGCAGGAGGAGUUGUUGAUCAUUUCCCAGGGGUGAUACCACAUGAAGAAGAAAGGGGGGUUGAAGAAGCAAUUGGCGUCCAAGCUGAGAACGGAGUUAAGUGGAAGAGGCCUGCACCGGCCAUGAGUUGCAAGUGAUAUCCCCACCAAACUUUGAGGAACUGCUUAGCAAGGACCCAUUUGCAGUGUCUCUUUGCCAGACCAAGGCCACAUCAACAUCGGUCCCUCUUGGUGGACGCGAUGGUGGCCAAUCGAUGCUGUCAUAUCUGGUUUGGGGCAAUGAGACGAGAGAAGAGAAGAAGAGGUCUCGAGGGUGGAGACUUCAUCUGCAUCAAGUACAUGAGCCUUCAUCACCUGCCACACCACAUGCUCGUGACUUGAGACUCCACCUCAUCGACGAGAACCUCAACUUCAAGGAGGUUCUAGCAUGGACCGAAACUUAGGAGCCAUUGUCCGGCUGACGACGUGAAAGAAGCGCUUGUUGGGAGGCAACCCAACCAGUCGGUUUGCAUUUCUUUCUCUAUUUCUCCUCGGUUGAGUCAGUUUUGUUAUUUGAUUUUAGAGUCAAUAACUCAACCUUUGUGAG
Linum trigynum is the source of this 3357-nucleotide messenger RNA. The record is from the annotation of a GenBank genome assembly. NCBI's taxonomy places the organism in Eukaryota, Viridiplantae, Streptophyta, Magnoliopsida, Malpighiales, Linaceae.